AAAACAGAAAAUAAAAAUACACAGUAAGUUUAAGGUUAAUCGAUAUUGGCUUCGGCUCUUCUUUUCUGUGAGACAGCCGGGCAGCUGUCAAUGUCCAUUCCCCAUGUCAUUCUCCCAGAUCACCCAGUCUUUGUAUCUGGGUGGUGUGGACACAGUCUUCAAGCCCACCGGUCUCUACAGUAGGAACAUAACUCUGAUAGUCAACGCCACAGCAGAGCACCCCUAUCCUCAGUAUGAGGGGGUGGAGUGUUUCCAGGUACCUGUACUGGACCAGCCUCAUGCCCCCCUGGCCUGCUACUUCGAUGCUGUUGCAGAACGUAUCCAUAACAACCACUCAGGUAGUACGCUGGUCCACUGCACUGCAGGCCGGAGCCGUUCUCCUACCCUGAUCAUGGCUUACCUGAUGAGGUAUGAGGGGGUAUCACUGCGCCAGGCCCAUGAGUGGGUCCUGAAGUACAGACCUCAUAUCCGACCCAAUGCUGGUUUCUGGAGGCAGCUGAUGGAGUAUGAGAGGAGGCUUUAUGGGAAGAAUACUGUGAGGAUGGCUGCUACCUCCUGUGGUGUGCUGCCUGAGGCUCUGGAUGGACAGGAGGCUAUUUACUGUGUGAAUGGCUGAUGGAAUGUGUCCCAAAUGGCACCCCAUUCCUUAUGUAGUGCACUACUUUUGACAAGGGCCUAAACUGAAAAGUGCUAUUUGGGAUUUGUCAGAUGUAUAUGAGAAAAUAAAACCAACUGUUAU
This is a messenger RNA of Salmo salar (Atlantic salmon), 739 nucleotides long. RefSeq names its product Dual specificity protein phosphatase 14 (gene dus14). The record is from RefSeq and is marked provisional. Gene Ontology annotation, cellular component: cytoplasm. Gene Ontology annotation, biological process: protein dephosphorylation. Lineage: Eukaryota; Metazoa; Chordata; Actinopteri; Salmoniformes; Salmonidae. Gene Ontology annotation, molecular function: MAP kinase tyrosine/serine/threonine phosphatase activity.